AUGGCAAAAAAGGGAGAGUACGACGGCCUGGAUUCUGCUACUAUGAGAUCAUGCAAAGAAAAUCCAACAAGAAAUGCUGGUAUUUUUUCCGUCCUUUUCUAUCGGUGGGUUGGAGAGAUGGUUGCCAUUGGUAACAAGCGUCCAAUUGAAGAUGAUGAUCUUUUCCCUCUACUUGACGACGAUAAAACUGAAACUUCAGCUGAAAAACUCAAGCGGACGUGGAGCGAAGAGAACGAAAAACGUGCUUCUAUGACAGAGAAAAAAGGUUAUCGACUGUUCAGAGCACUUAUCCGAAUGUUACAUUGGAGUUAUCCAUUGUUUGUUGUGAGCACUGCUUUGCUAGCCGGCGUUUGUAAUGUCCUUCAGUGCGUGUUUCUGAGUUUCUUGUUGACGCAGUUCGUGAAGUCUUCCUCUUCAGACCGCUGGCUGACGUACAUCUAUGCUGCUGGAAUUUGUCUAAGUUCAUUAGUGCGUGUCAUUGCCACUCAGCAAUGGAAGUUUCAUGCAUAUCUAAUAGCCCUCAGGUGGAAAUCAGGAACAGUCGCUAUCAUUUAUGAAAAGGUGAGUGAGGUACUUGACAGUGGACCACUUUUUAUAUAUUUACGUUCAUACUUAAGUACCCGAGGCUUUAGGGCUACCGUGACAGUUAGGGCUGCCGUCACAGGUCGAAGUGACUGUGCCUACCACAUCCACUUUCUUGUACUUUUUUAUUUACUUCCGUUGUUAACGUACAUCGAGGGUUUGAAUUAAUUUUUUUUCAAGGGUAAAAGAGCUAUUUAACAGCAUUGAAAUUGAAAUUGUGAUUGUGAGUAACAACAGGGCGGUGCCUAGCAUGGGUCUAGAGUCCCGCUUGCACUUGCCCUUUUGGGAAUCAGCAAUUGUUUUUAACUAUUCUUGCACCUAUAAUUUAUUAGUUUUAUUUCCUUAAUUAUAUGUCUUCUUGUAAAUGCUAUCGUGAUGGCAUUCUUGCGCCAAUAAAGUGUCAAAAAGAAAAAAAACCCUCCGGAUAUACAGUCAACUCUCGCUGAGUCUUAGAGAGAUGUCCGUCUUAUAGAGAGUUAAAUAAAGGGAGCAAAGAAAGGCAGGGACCAACUCUAGGUGUCCGUUUGAGGGAGGUGUCCGUCUUAUAGAGGUGUCCGUUAUGUAUAACGAACGGUUUAACGAGCUCAGUCUUUGCCCCGGUAAAAGUAAACAAUAUAAAAUAUGGAAAAGAACCUCGAUAUAACGAAACUUCGUUAUGGGGAACGUAUUUUGCCAGUCCCUUAGCCCCUUGUCAUAUCGAGGCUUCACUGUCAUAGUAGCCUCCUCUGCAGACGUUCUUAUGGGUUGGUCACGUGUUCCAGCCCCAAUAACGUCUGCUGAAACGAGUGGUUAAAUUCCUUUCGCAUCGUUCUCAAAUAUCGGCUGGAGCUCUUGGGCAGAUUACCGGAGAACCAAUCGGCGCUGUUGAAUUCAAAGUGUUAACAAGCCAAACACAUACGUUCAAGCUCGGUAGGCUCUCAGAUAGCGGGAAGACGCGAAAGUAACAGGCUCGUGAAAAGUUGGCGGGACGGGAAAAAGAAAAAGGAAGGAGAGCCUGUAAUCAUUUCUUUUACCACCCUCUUCCGCCACUUUUGACAAGUUUGAGAUAAUUAGAUUUCGGCUGUCAAACUGUUGAAAAGUCAAUGAGUUGGAAUCUUUCUCAAAUUUUCUCAGAGAGUAUUUCGCGCCGCGCUAUUCCCUUACUCGAGUGAGGGCAAUUGGAGUGUAAAAAGGGGGUCAGCAGUAAACACACGACUUUUACCUCGUGCAAAAGUGCUGCUUGUUCCAAUGAUUUUUUUCCCUUACGGGUAGAUUAUGCUCUGGAGAGGUCUACUUUUAACUGAGCAAAUUAGCUCAUACUGAGCUGAAAGCGAUUUUCUUUGGUCCGUAAAUGUGAUGGUUUCUUACAAUGUUUUGUCACGCUGAGCUCAGCUCGUCAGUGCUUUUGCAGGAUGUUUGAAAUUUUCACGGAUAGUGAUUCACAAAUGCAAAUUUCGAAGGAUGGAUUGCAGCUAAAAACUGAAGCUACCUUUAAUAUAGAGAACUACGUUACUCCAGCUUGUUCUCCUUAGAGAUCGAUCUAAAGAUAAAAAUGUGAGUCCGGCCUGGUCCGCGUAGAGAACUCCUUCUUGCGACUGUUCUGUUAUUGCCAGUUUGUUAUCAGGAGAGACUGAAGCUGGUAGGCAGGAUUGCAAAGACAUCUUUUCCACGCUUCAAGUUCACAUGUUUGAGGUCAGCUGUUCCUUCCUCAGCGCUAGCUCCUAUGUAGCUCUAUGUGCGGGAAAUUUCGUACACAUUUUUUCAACCGACAGAAGUUAUCAUUUAUCCCUUUAUUUCACGGGGGUGGACGCCGCACGCCAUUUUUCUGAUUGACAGGAACGACCUGCUUUGAGAGUGUUGAUCAGUAACCUGUCAAAUCUUACCAAUUAGAGGAUAUUCCAGGUACCAGGAGCUGCUAUACCGGAACGGGUCGUUUAAAGAAAUGAUUACAGCUUCCCCCGCCGCUCCUCUUCCCAGUUUUCUCCCGUUUUAUUUUCGUGUACGCGCUUUCAGUAUUAUUAUUAUUAUUAUUAUUAUUAUUAUUAUUAUUAUUAUUAUUAUUGUCUCUUUUAUCACAGUCUUUGCUGGUGUUCUUUUUGUGCCUCAGCCGGGCGCAAACCAUGUACCCAGAGCGUCAGUCACUCAAGUCAAUCAUUCUGUUCAUACACUGAGUACCUUUCUGAGGAUUCGCGCAGAUCCCAGCAUGCAGAUCUUUUGAAUCUCUGUCAUAGCAUCUCUCUCUCAUACUUUCUUGAUGUUUUCUACCAUACCCUUCUUCACUGUACCAAGCGCACCAACAACCACAGGGAUCACUACGGUUUUCAUAUGCCACAUUCUUUGUAUUUCUAGUUCUAGGUAUUAUUAUUAUUAUUAUUAUUAUUAUUAUUAUUAUUAUUAUUAUUAUUAUUAUUAUAGCUUAAAAGACGUUGUUUAGGCUACCAAUAAGCAACAUUAAAUCAAUCAAGACGGCUUGCUGCUAACCUGCUAUCAGGCGGUCUUUCUUUCCUUUUUGUUUGGGAGACGAGGAGAAAAAAAACGCCUCGUCGCAGGUUAGCUUGCUUUUUAAAUAACGAUAUCAUAUUUCCUAAAUACAGGUGUUGAGUUUGAAUCAAGAAGAUUUAUUAAAUGUAUCAAGUGGCUGGAUCAUUAACCUUGUGGCUGGUGACCUUCAACGCUUUGAACUUGCCGCCCAUAGUUUUGUCGACCUGGCUGAAGCUGUACUUGAAGUGACUGGUAUCUCCUGCCUCAUGAUGUACUUAUUUGGCUGGAAACCUCUGUCAGGAGUAGGCUUCAUGGUCAUUCUUGCACUAUAUUACGCAGUGACUGGACAAAUAAGCUUAAAACUGCGAACAAAAAUUUCUCAUGUUGCGGAUCUGCGCGUGGAUAUGAUGAACUCCAUCCUUUCUGGAAUUCGUUCCGUCAAGAUGUAUGCUUGGGAGGGAUCAUUCAUGGAAAAAGUGAAACGGUUGCGAAGGUAUGUAAACGCGCAACUCUUGCUCNAUGGUCAUUCUUGCACUAUAUUACGCAGUGACUGGACAAAUAAGCUUAAAACUGCGAACAAAAAUUUCUCAUGUUGCGGAUCUGCGCGUGGAUAUGAUGAACUCCAUCCUUUCUGGAAUUCGUUCCGUCAAGAUGUAUGCUUGGGAGGGAUCAUUCAUGGAAAAAGUGAAACGGUUGCGAAGGUAUGUAAACGCGCAACUCUUGCUCUCAAAUAAAUUGUUUCAAACGAUCCAAAUACAGGCUAGGACUGCUAGAGAGUCAUUCUGCUGCAUCGAUGUGAAAAACAGAACAAAAUAAAAAAACACCUGCCGCACUGCCGGUCGCAAAUUGUUAUUUAUUAUCAGCUAACAUGAAGAAGGGUCUCAAUGGGGUGGUAGCUUUGACGGUUGAUUGUUAAUUUUCUCCGAUUUUGACGGAUGACGGUUAAAUUUUAGAACUUUUGACGGUUGACGGUUGUUAAGUGGAAAUUUAGUUCAAGGAUUUUCUAGAACGGUACUAAUAUUAACCUAUGUAUAAAUUUAUAUCAACUAUUGCAUGUUUUGGAGUUUGUCUGGGUCUUCUUUGGACUGCAGUUCAGUGCUUUUUGUUCGACUUGUCACGAGCUUUAAAACAGGGUUUGAGUUAUAGACUGAGGGUAAAAUUGCAUAGAAAAAAUCAGAGGCACCCAACGUCAAUUUUCGGAAAAUAUCUGUUUAGAAGACGAUUUGAGACCUAGAAUUUUCGGAACAUUUGUUGUAAAAUUUCUUGCUUGCCUCCCUCUCAUAGGAUUUUCGAACAUAUAAAAAAUGGUAUAAUUGCCCUUUUUCACGGGAUUUUUACCCUAAAAAGGUCACCUAUAAUUUUCGGGAGCCUUUGUUUUUGGCUGAAAUUUUCGAAAAGGUAAGUUUUGAUCCCUAUAAAUUUCGGAUCAUUAGGCUUUCAGCUAGGAAAUCCGAACAGAUGAAAAACUUUUAGGGGAUAAAAAUAAGCCUAUAUCUACCGUUUAAAUACUAGAAUACGUUCAACAAUGCUAUGUUUACGUGGUUUUGAACUAUAUUCUCGUCGGGUGUCCCUGAAAAAUCUGAGGGGAAACAAAAAUUACUUCGAGUAUAAAGCGGGAGGUUCGAGUUGCCGACUGGUGAAAAUACGGUAAGUAAAUGAAGGAAAUCCAGGGGAAAUUGAUUUUGGUUCGAGUUAGCCCGAGGUUCGAGUUAACGAGGGUGCGAGUUAUCGGGAGUCGACUUCACGCCAAAGAGUAGAAGUCCUAAGAACGUACCCUGCCUUCACCACGGGUAGCCUAAGUUUAUGAGAGCCAUGAACAACAUUAUCCUACUUACCGUAGCUACUCUUAAGUAGGAUAAGUUAGUAACUAGUAAUUUCAAGUUUCAAUUUAGUACUUUCUCGUGUUUAUUUGUGUGCUGACCGCAUUGUAGGCCUCUUAGAUCGCCAAGAGCCCGUGGAGCAACACGAUCUGCUACUAAGCUAAUAAUUAUUCAUACAGCAAGAAAAUUACAGUUAACACAUUGUAUGAGAAACAAUCUUGCUCACUAAACUAGCAAAAUGUACAGUGAAUAUCGCUUUGAAGGUUACUUUGAGCGUUUUGUGUGUGUAUGUGUGUCUCUAGCUUUGUGUUCUAACUGCAUUUCAGGCCUACGAGGCACUGUUUAAUGCGUUUUUAGAGCGACAGGUUUUCACCCAGGUAAGCGAUGUUGUUCAGGCCGUAGGGCUCUCAUGGUGAGCUUGGACUACCUGUGCCUUCAGAAUUCGAUCAUUUUUUUCUUUAAAUAAAGUGAAAAGAAAAGAAUCUUUAAGUAUGGCUUAAAUACAUCGAUCAUUCAAGGAUAUCUAAGACUGAUGGUAGCACCUUAGCUGUCAAACUGCUUAUAACCUCCAAAAUUUUACGCAAAAAUUCAAAGUGCACCGCAACGCCCUUGAUCAGAUUUUGCAAAUAUUGAGGAUGCCCGUUCUCUUGUUCUUCCAGGAUAGAAAUCAAGCUGAUCAGAAUGAAAACAGUGAUAGGAGCAAUCUAUUGGUCUCUCUUUUUUUCCGGUCCUCUAAUAGCCACCUUCUUCUCCCUUGUAACGCUGGCGGCCACAAGAACUGAACUGACUGCCUACAGCACUUUUAUGAUUGUAUCACUUAUCAGCGCCUUAAGGACCACCGUUACGUGGAAUAUUGCAAAACCAAUUGGUAUAUUGGCUGACUUUGCUGCAGCACUGGCUCGUAUCCAGGAGUUUCUCGAAUUUAAAAACAAAAAAACUCACAAAUACCUAAAAGACUCCUUCGGCGAUGAGAUAAGAGAAAGAGAGAUCUCCAGCAAGACUAAUUACUCACGUUUUGAUGACGUAAAUGAAUCAGUAACCCGGUCGUCUAGCAAAGAUGCUGCUUUGGUAUUGAAGAAUGUCGCAUGUAGUUGGACUGGCACGUGGAAUAAGUUAACUUUGAAGUGGUUGAAUUUAUCCGUCGAAAACGGUGACCUCGUCUUCAUCACAGGUCCUGUAGGUUGCGGCAAGUCGUCCUUCCUGUACGCCAUUUUGAAGGAAAUUUCGCUUUUGUCUGGCAGUGUAUUGCGUCAUGGUAAAAUUGCCUGGGUUGGCCAGCAACCAUGGGUGUUCGCGGGUACCGUGCGAGAAAAUAUCUUGUUUGGUGAAAAGUUCGACCCACAAAGGUACCUUUCGACAAUCGAGGCGUGUGACUUGAUCAAAGACUUUCAAAGAUUCCCGGAUGGUGAUNCUGAUCAGAAUGAAAACAGUGAUAGGAGCAAUCUAUUGGUCUCUCUUUUUUUCCGGUCCUCUAAUAGCCACAUUCUUCUCCCUUGUAACGCUGGCGGCCACAAGAACUGAACUGACUGCCUACAGCACUUUUAUGAUUGUGUCACUUAUCAGCGCCUUAAGGACCACCGUUACGUGGAAUAUUGCAAAACCAAUUGGUAUAUUGGCUGACUUUGCUGCAGCACUGGCUCGUAUCCAGGAGUUUCUCGAAUUUAAAAACAAAAAAACUCACAAAUACCUAAAAGAUUCCUUCGGCGAUGAGAUAAGAGAAAGAGAGAUCUCCAGCGAGACUAAUUACUCACGUUUUGAUGACGUAAAUGAAUCAGUAACCCGGUCGUCUAGCAAAGAUGCUGCUUUGCUAUUGAAGAAUGUCGCAUGUAGUUGGACUGGCUCGUGGAACAAGUUAACUUUGAAGUGGUUGAAUUUAUCCGUCGAAAACGGUGACCUCGUCUUCAUCACAGGUCCUGUAGGUUGCGGCAAGUCGUCCUUCCUGUACGCCAUUUUGAAGGAAAUUUCGCUUUUGUCUGGCAGUGUAUUGCGUCAUGGUAAAAUUGCCUGGGUUGGCCAGCAACCAUGGGUGUUCGCGGGUACCGUGCGAGAAAAUAUCUUGUUUGGUGAAAAGUUCGACCCACAAAGGUACCUUUCGACAAUCGAGGCGUGUGACUUGAUCAAAGACUUUCAAAGAUUCCCGGAUGGUGAUAUGACGCUUGUUGGAGAGCGAGGAAUAGUACUUAGUGGUGGUCAGCGGGCUCGUGUUGAAUUGGCACGUGCAGUGUACUCCAAUGCUGAUAUAUAUCUCUUGGAUGAUCCUCUGAGCGCAGUUGAUGCAAAGGUUGGACAGCAUGUUUUUGAAACAUGCGUCCAUGGAUUAUUACGCAAAAAAACUCGGAUAAUGGUCACGCAUAAUCUUCAGGUUCAACGAGAUACCGACGACAUUGUGUUAAUGAAAGAAGGUACUAUUUUAGAAAGAGUCAACUUUAUGUCAUUGUGGAAGUCAGACAUAGGCUUAAAUGAAAUAGAGAAGUACACUGACAAGAAGAAAAAUAUUAACACAGCACAGGAGAGUACAUUACCUCCAAACAAGUCAGGCGACGAAACAACCGUGGACGGAGAAUCUGGUAUGGAAAAUACCGAAGAAGAUCGUGAAGUCGGUUCCAUCUCUUGGAAGUUAUAUUGGCAUUACAUACGAGCUGGAACGGGUGCCAUUUUAGCUGUGAUCAUGUUCGCCUUUUUUCUUCUUGUACAAGGUUGAGUAUAAGUUCAGUUAUUCUGUAAGAAAGUGUUUUAUCAUAUGGCUACAAUAGUACGCGCGUUCUGAUUGGCUGCUUUCUUGUAAGGAACGGGCAUUACUAGCUAGGUGUCCAAGGCAUAUACAAUCUGUGUUUAACUUGAUAGUGGAUAUCCUUAAGGACAUCCAUGUCAUGGUCAGUUGACAGCUGUUAAAAGGGCAUCCGCUGAACAGUGUCACCUGACUAUAUCGCCGGCUCAAGUGUACAGCUCAAUGAGAUGACGAGUUUUUUAAAGUUAUCCGUUGACCAGUUGUAGGUUUUAAUUGAUCGCAGGCUCAGGUUCAUAAUGAAAAGGUCAUAUAAUAAAUAACUUAUUAACCUAGUCCGUUCGGUCAUUGUACCUGGGGGCAGGGGGUAAACCCCAUAAUAAUAUUGUUAUAUAGGAUAUUUUACGCGGGAUAAGGUGUGGUAUUGUAUCUUCUUAGGCCCAGGCCAAACGUGAAGCAGAGUGAGUUACUGGGUUACUGGUUUUCACAUCCGGGUAAGUUCGCGUCCGAAUGAGUUUGGACUGUCCACUGACAACGUUCUAUCCGUCUGAAGCAGACGGAAGACCGUGUCCGAGACAAACGUCUAUCUUCACAUGCAGAACUAAAGUAUUAAAUUAAAAAUUUGUACGAUAAUGCAUAUUUAGCCUUGUUUGGGAGAAAAUUUAUUACUGAUCUGAAAGUUGAAUCCAUUAAUUCGAAUAACCAGUUAAUGAUUAGACCCCUUGAAGGUAUGCUUGAUCUGGCAAAACUGGCGACUAAAAGAAGCGCAACACUAACGAAUGAACCUGUCUUAACUUCUUUACAUAUUAAUCAUGAAGCAUCCUUGGUUCUUCCGGACUGGUGGCUUCUUCAAUUGACCAGUAGAUCACAUGAUCCCCGGAGUCAAAGUCAAGAUUUUUCCAUAUAUGGUUACCUGGUUGGUGCAGCUUUCUUAUUGUCAACUGCCAGAGCGGCCACUUUCCUGUUCGCGUUGAUUAACUCAUCGAUGAACCUUCAUAACUUAAUGCUGUCGGCGGUGGUAAAAGCUCCAGUUUUGUUUUUUGACACCAACCCAGUUGGACGAGUGUUGAACAGGUUUUCCAGAGAUAUUAACAUCAUGGAAGAAUUACUACCAGAAGUAUUCCUGAUGGCGUGCGGGGUAGCCCUGUUAUGCAUUGGAGCAAUCAUACUUCAAUCCGUGUUAAUCCCCUGGAUAAUACUGCCAGCACUCCCGCUCAUGGUUAUUUUUGCUUUGAUUGGUCGAUAUUACCUCAAUCCAUCACGUGACUUGAGGCGUCUGGAGGGAAUCAAUCGAAGUCCAGUGCUAUCUCAUUUGAGUAACUCGUUGGAGGGACUGGUGACCAUUCGAACUUACAACAAGGAAAGUGGGUUUAUGGAAGCUUUGUACAGGUUUGUGUUUAUUAGCCUUAUCCUACAAUACUGAAAAGACUUUUGCUGAUAUAUUUCUCGAUCUCCGAUCAGGAUUAAACGUAUCGCAAGCUCACUUCCUAUGCUCAUUUACUUGGGAGCAAGGGUGAGUCCAUAACCAAGAGCGAGGAAUUUCUUGUAUUCGUGUCACGGCGUUUCCACCGACCAAUUUAUUAUUUUUAAAACGAUUUUGAAACAAAUUUGGAAUAUCUUUUGAGUCUCACAAACCAGUCAUCAAAAACUUACAGACCUAAAAAUAUUUUUGCCAAUGACGUAUUGUUUUCCAUUUUUAUAUUUUAAACUUCGAAUGCGGGGCUCUUUAAGGGAGUGUACUUUCAAUUUUCUCGUGAAAAAGUGUUCUAAGAUGUAUCUUAAAAUAAACCGGUCCGUGAAAAAGCCGUGACAUAAGCCUAGUAUGGGAGUUGCUUAAUCUUGGUUCUAGGUUCUUGUUAGAAGUCAUUUAUUAGACGCAAAUUAUACCACCUUGAAACAUCCAUAUCUUUAAGGANCUUAUCCUACAAUACUGAAAAGACUUUUGCUGAUAUAUUUCUCGAUCUCCGAUCAGGAUUAAACGUAUCGCAAGCUCACUUCCUAUGCUCAUUUACUUGGGAGCAAGGGUGAGUCCAUAACCAAGAGCGAGGAAUUUCUUGUAUUCGUGUCACGGCGUUUCCACCGACCAAUUUAUUAUUUUUAAAACGAUUUUGAAACAAAUUUGGAAUAUCUUUUGAGUCUCACAAACCAGUCAUCAAAAACUUACAGACCUAAAAAUAAUAUUUUUGCUAAUGACGUAUUGUUUUCCAUUUUUAUAUCUUAAACUUCGAAUGCGGGGCUCUUUAAGGGAGUGUGCUUUCAAUUUUCUCGUGAAAAAGUGUUCUAAGAUGUAUCUUAAAAUAAACCGGUCCGUGAAAACGCCGUAACGGUGAUAAGCCUAGUAUGGGAGUUGCUUGUUCUGGGUUCUCAGUUCUUGUUAGAAGUCAUUUAUCAGAAGCAAAUUAUACCACCUUGAAACAUCCAUAUCUGUAAGGACUAGGCCACUAUGAAGCAGACUUUUCGAGCUUGACAUAGAUAAUCGUUUGACUGAAAAACUCACCACCAUUCAGGGCUUCCCACCAGAUUAUCUCUUCCUACAAUAGAGAACUUUAAAUACACGUUUACGGCAGAUAGAAAAAGAACAGAUUCAAGUUGACAAUUUCUCAAAUUAGGAAAUAAGCAUAUAUGCUAGUGUGAAAAAUAAUUCUUACGUUUGAACCCCGACGCAAACAGCCACUAGCCUGCGGGCAAGCUCUCCAUUUGGGGGAGUCGCGAGAAGCCACGCGUGGCACGCUCACAUGAAACUACGUUAAUUGUGUUGCCAUAAUGAUCAGUAAACGACAUUCGUAAAGGAGGGACUUGGUCACGUGAUGCAAACUGGCGUUUGCUGUAUAAACAUGGUUUCUCUUUGACUGAAAUCGGAGUUGAAGAAUAUGGGAAGCCCGAGUACGGGGCGUUGGCUUGGGCGGGAAUAGAUAUAUCCCUUUCGGGCUCAACCUUGUUCCCAGGGUUCUCUCCUACCCGUCUACUAGGAGAAAGAACCUGGGAACGAGGUUGUCUAGGGCUGAACUUCUUCCGUUUGUGACUAGAAUGGAUACCUUAAAAUCAGGUCGGACACCUUAUGUUUAUUACAAAACGCCAUACUCGUGAAAGAGAACCAUUUAUGCCAAUUUACUGGGCACAUUUUUGAGAAAAGUGCGGAAAUCGGAGUAAAAGACAGUUGUGCAAGGAAAAGAGUUGAAUACAGGGUUUAGCACCGAAGUUCAGUGAUUGGGGUUAAGUACUGAUUAAAAACGGUUUAUAAUCAAUGCCAUGUAAAGUACGUUAAAAUUAACCGUUGUCGGCAGUUAUCCCUUGAUGGUUUAGAGGAUGUGGAUUAUACAUCAAAUGUUGCGGGUUCAAGUCCUACGCACUACCGACUGUUUUCUACCGUUUUCGUUCUUAUCUUAUGACUCCUAUCAUGUAUUUUGAGUGAAGAUGACGACCUGAUUUUGGGUUAUCCAUUCUAGUCACAACCCUGAGCUUCCUCGGAUCAGUAAAACAUUAAGGGGAGUACCCCGGAUUUCUUUCAAUAAGAUUAAAAGCCAAACAUGUUUUUAUAGCUUUCAUCAAAGGGAUUGAUUGCCCGGUUUUUGAUUUGCUUUAUUAUCAGAUACCAAGAUGACCACAAUCGAGCCUGGUUUGCCAUUUCUGCAAUGUCUAGAUGGCUCGGUAUCCGUCUGGACAUGAUCUGCGUCACCUUUGCGUCGUUUGUCGUUUAUAUUGCAAUCAUUACUCAGUCUGAAGCAGGUAAAUUGAAACAACACAAAUAACCAGUUAGAAUUUGACAGUUGAAAUUUAUUACCCAUAAUUAAAUAAAAAUUAGUGCUUGCAAAGAAACUUUUCUGAAAGCGGCGUUUUAAUGUUAGACAUGAUGGGUGAAUAAAUUAGCCGAUAAAAGACAUAAACGUACUCAUGCCAUGGCCAAAUUUCAUAGCCUGCGUAGCAGGCGCUUGGUAGUAGUGGGCGAAAGAGAGAACGGGCGCACGCGAGGCAGACACGCGAGGGGUGAGCCAAGCGCCUGCUACGCCGGCUAUGAAAUUUGGCCAUGGCAUGAAAAAUUCUGAACUUCACAGUUUCAUGAUUUGACUCAGGGAACACUAUUAAUAUUUUGUCUUAGCCUUAUUAUCGUACGUACUAUAUUUUUUAUAAGUUCAUUUGUAACAUUUUUAUAUCUGAUCUGACAUUGCGUUUUACUCAUCAUGAUAAGCGUAAAAGGUAGCAGGAAAGGCAUAAAAAGUGAAAAUUGUGACUAGCACUGUUCUUUUUUUUUGGCAGGGAUUGCAGCAUUAUCCAUUGUAUACGCCCUGCAGUUCGCUGUUGACACAUCCCAGUAUGUCGUUAGGAUGUGGUCAGAAACAGAAAAUUACAUGACAUCAGUUGAGCGCGUCGUCAAAUACAGUCAAAUAGAGCAAGAGCCUGGGUACCAGAAUCAGCGACAGCCUCCAGAACACUGGCCGCAGCGCGGUAAAGUACAAAUAAAAGAUCUGGAACUUGUUUACUACCAGGGCGGACCCAAAAUACUUCAAGGUGUCACUUUUACCAUUAAUCCACACGAGAAGGUCGGAGUUGUUGGUCGCACUGGCGCUGGCAAGUCUUCAUUGAUUGCAGCCCUGUUUCGUAUGCCUCAACCCACUGGUUACGUCAUCAUCGAUGACGUCAAUGUCAAUGAUGUUAACAUUCAAAGUUCUCGCCGAGCCAUGGCAGUUAUUACCCAGAAUCCAGUUCUGUUUACAGGUACACUGCGCAUGAAUUUGGAUCCUUUUGAGGAACACGAAGACAAGGAGAUCUGGAAUGCUUUGAAGGAUGCGAGUUUGGGAGCCAUGGCGAAAAAUCUACCGCUGCAACUGAACCAGUUGGUUAAGGAAAGCGGCAGCAAUUUCAGCACCGGAGAAAGGCAACUUUUGUGUCUGGCUCGUGCGUUAUUGAGGAAGAACAAAAUCAUAGUACUGGAUGAAGCAACGGCAAAUGUGGAUCACAAAACAGAUCAAUUAAUUCAGGAAACAAUUCGCACGAAAUUUAAACGUUGUACUGUGAUUACAGUUGCCCAUCGAUUGAACACAAUCAUGGAUUAUGAUCGAAUUUUGGUCCUGGAUCACGGAAGAGUUGUUGAGUAUGACAAACCAGAAAUUUUACUUCAGAACGAAGAAGGGCAUUUCACUAAACUUUGUCGUAAGUAUGCCGAUGAUAACGCCGACCAAUAUCAAUAA
Molecule: messenger RNA, 12773 nt
Organism: Porites evermanni
Lineage: Eukaryota; Metazoa; Cnidaria; Anthozoa; Scleractinia; Poritidae
Source: the annotation of a GenBank genome assembly